Molecule: messenger RNA, 3911 nt
Organism: Clarias gariepinus (North African catfish)
Lineage: Eukaryota; Metazoa; Chordata; Actinopteri; Siluriformes; Clariidae
Gene: slc35b2
Product: solute carrier family 35 member B2
Exons: 5
Coding region: 264-1562 (432 amino acids)
Biological process (GO): transmembrane transport
Cellular component (GO): endoplasmic reticulum membrane; Golgi membrane
Molecular function (GO): 3'-phosphoadenosine 5'-phosphosulfate transmembrane transporter activity
Source: RefSeq, a predicted model, not a curated record
GAGACUCCAGCAGCUCAUCUGUGUCGGCUCUAUGCUGAAAGAGAGAUCAGUGUCAGGGAGUUUGUGUUAGCCGACAAGUUCAUUCAGAGCAGAGUUGCGAGUGUUUUAAAUCUUUCUUUUCAGCCGUAUUUUAGCCAUUUAGUCGUGUAAGGACUCUAACUCUUCAUGUUCUGCACAAGUAGAGGCAUUGAGAGAGUUUUUCUGGGGGUGUAACGCUAGCCGUCCAGCUAGCUAGCUAGCUUAGCAAAACUUUGUUGUAAAAAAUGCCACAUCUACACUUCAGCGCGUGUCCUGUCCUGUUGCUAUGUCUCUGUACGCCUGUGGCUGCUGGUGCUGGGGAAAGUCUGCUCCUGGAAGGCUGGCAGGAUGUGUGGGUUUUUCGAUUUUUCCUUAACAUCCUGGGCUACAGCUCCAUCAUCAUCCCAGGAUAUCUACUGAUUCGCUACUUCAAGCGGAUUAACUACAUAGAGACAGGCCGAGGGAUUUGUUUUCCCGUUAUAAAAGCAUGCGUGUUUGGCGGUGACUCUAAAUCAGGGCUGUUGGAUGAUGUAUCCGAGACACCCAGAACUGAGUCCACUUCAACGUCACAGCAAGCUGUCAAACUUAUUUUCUGUGCAGCUGGACUCCAGGGCUCAUAUUUGACCUGGGGUGUGCUGCAGGAGCGAGUGAUGACGCGUUCCUACGGUGCCACUGAAGAUGGGCAAAACGGCGAGCGAUUCACGGACUCCCAGUUCCUGGUGUUCAUGAACCGCAUACUGGCUCUUACAGUGGCCGGCCUCUGCUGCGUCGUGUUUAAACAGCCCAGACACACAGCACCUAUGUACAAGUACUCGUUUGCAUCUUUGUCCAACAUCCUCAGCAGCUGGUGUCAAUAUGAAGCCCUUAAAUACAUCAGCUUCCCUACACAGGUGUUGGCUAAAGCCUCUAAAGUCAUCCCUGUCAUGUUGAUGGGCAAACUGGUGUCACACAAGACCUAUGAAUACUGGGAGUAUUUUACAGCUGUGCUGAUCUCAGUCGGUGUGAGUAUGUUCCUUUUGUCGAGCUCCAGCAGUACCAAACACGCAACCAUUACAACUUUCUCCGGCGUCAUCAUUCUGGCCGGAUACAUUGUGUUCGAUAGCUUCACCUCUAACUGGCAGGACGAGCUUUUCCGUCACAAGAUGUCCUCGGUGCAGAUGAUGUUCGGGGUGAACCUGUUCUCCUGCCUCCUGACCGUGGGCUCUCUGUUGGAGACGGGUGCUCUGUUCGAAUCGCUGGGGUUUAUGAGCCGCCACGCCGAGUUCGCAGCUCAUGCCGCCUUGCUGUCGCUCUGCUCUGCAUUUGGCCAGCUCUUCAUCUUCUAUACCAUUUCACAAUUCGGUGCUGCUGUCUUCACCAUCAUCAUGACGCUGCGCCAGGCCAUCGCCAUCCUGCUCUCCUGCCUCCUUUACGGCCAUGCCAUCUCGGCAACAGGAAUCUUUGGGGUAGCUGUAGUGUUCUUUGCACUGUUUCUCCGUGUCUACGCGCGCAGUAGAGUGAAAAAGAGCAGCAAGAGAGCUCAGGCACCGUUACAGAAGGUCUAGAUGAAGGACAGUGAUAACCACGUUAUUUGUGGUUUUGGUUCCUCUUUUUGUUUUUUUGUUUUUUUCUUCCCUCCUGUGUGUGUGUGUAUGUGUGUGUGCCCUUCUGGGUGUGUUUCACAAAGCUUUGUUUCUACUUUGUAUAUAAAAAGGUACUGAAAAGGGUGGCCCUUUUUUUGGUGUGUGUGUGUGUUCCAAGAAAGUGAUUUCAACAGUACUGACUAAAAAAAAGAGGGGUUGUUACAUACUUUGUGUCGAGUGUUUGUUGUGGGCCCUGUUUUUGCUGAGCCAAAUUUCAGCCUCAGCUCGCGUGUUGAGGUUGGAUCUGUUCCAUUGGAUGCGUGUACGAUUUCUCUGUCUGUUUUUAUGUUUCUGAAUAAGUGUAAAGUUUCUUAUUUAUGGUUAGGAUUGUAGUUACAGCCAUACAGACCACAGAACUGCCCGACUCGAGAAGUAUUUUUAACCCCAUCAGAUUAUUAUUUUUAAAAAUACAAGAGUUACUUGUUUAACAUGACUCAUUAUUGUGUGUGGUGAACAAUUCCAAGUUUUAGCCUGUGAUGAGUUUGAGAUGAUUUUCCUUUUCAUUGAGGUUUAAUUAAAACUUGUAUUUUAAAAAAAAACAUCUGAAUAUGUGACACCCAGCAUUUCCAGACAAACAAUUCAACAACGAAUUGAUCGACUUUCAGUUUUUGUGCUCACAAAAGUUAUUCCCUUAAUAUGAUCGUCAUUACAGUAGACACAUGAAGUAAAAGGACUAAAUUAAACCUUGUCACCCUCCUCCUGCCUUUAGAUCUUGUCUAAAUAUAUUUCAGUCCACCUGUGCUUUUUAUUGAAGGUCUGUUUGUUAGUAUUUUCUACCCUUGAUUCAGAUGUUUGGGGUAAAUGCUGACUUUUCCAGCAUCAGACCACGAGUGCCUACUGAAGUUUUUUUUCUGUAAUUAAAAUAUUUUUUUGAGGAUAGGGCCAGGUGAUUUCCAUAAUCAUAGUAUUCUUUUGAGCAAGAGUUAAUGUAAGUUUGAUUCAGAUGUCAUGACUUACUUGAGUCUUGUUCACUGGAGGUAAGAUCUCUCCCAAUAAGGAGCACUGUACAAGGAGAUAUCAGAAGAUAUCAGAAGAUUUUUAGCCAGAGUAAGAUGCUGCUGUGGUUCAGCUAACAUUAAUACACUGCUCACUUUGGACAAGUGCGGAUAAUCAUGGUAAUUUUAAAUGCGUAAAUUAGGUGAGGGAUUUAACUCUGAUCAAGUUUCUAAGAUGCGCUGCUGUUCAUUUUUAUUUCUCACAGACGAGAAAGUACCACUGGCUGAUUAAAGGACAUUUCUGAUAAGGUCUCAGACACAGAGAACAAAAAAAAUCUAUAUUUCUUUAUUAAUACACAUUCUCAAUGUCAAAACAAUGCCAAGUAACCAGACAUUUAAGACCAAAGCGAAGACAAUUGAUAUUAAGUACUAUUGUAAUUAUUCUUAUUAGGCAUUUGAUAAAAUCCUAGCCUGGUUAUUGAUAUAUGAAAACUAAAUAUCAGCACAUGGGUAAUUUAACUUGUUGAAAGUUAUCUUUUGUCACGCGAGUCAUGUUUUAACUUUCUUUAAAAAAAAAAAAAAACAUUUUGGUUCAUUGCUUGUUAAACGGUCAUAUUAUUAAUUAAAACAGCCAGUCAUUCUUUUUGACGUGGCUCUAUGUACGUUUGUCUUGAUCUAUUGUAGGAAUGUUUUCCAAAGGAAGUACUGCUGUUCUUGUUUGUUCAGAUUGUGUAAUGUACUCGGGUUUAAUGAUGUUGGCUCAACCAGACAUGUUAGAAAAAACACAUUUAAUUCGCCUUUCAGUUCAGAUUAAGUUAACAAUUUGUCUUUCAAAUUUAAGAAGAAUUAAUGAAGAGGAACCAAAGAAGCUAAUAGUCUCAUUUCCGUGUAGAACUUUAGGCUUGUUACAGAUUGAAAAUUCAUAGAAAAACUUGCAGUUUCAGCUACACCCACUCAGUUCUGUGGAGCUGAUCACCUGGUCUAGUUCCUUUAAAAUGCUAGACAAGAUUGCUAAAUUAAGUGCAACUGUAUAUUUUUUGUUUGUUUUGUUUUUUUACAUUUUUUUAUGUAUAUGAUAGCUAACUUUAACAUGGGGUGGGCACAGUGGCUCAGUGCUAAGCAAUAUCACCUGGCACCUUCAGGGGUUUGUAUUUUGCCUUUGGUCUGUGAGUGUGAAGUUUGCAUAUUCCCCCUGUUCUUUGUGGGUUUCCUCAUGGAACUCCACAGUCUAAAGACAUUCGUUGUAGCUCGAUUAAUGUUAACAAAUUUCCCAUAGUGUACAGUGCUUUGAAAUGUUACACAAAAAUAACCAGAGUAAAUACAAACCCAUCUGGCC